Messenger RNA from Papaver somniferum (opium poppy), 1113 nucleotides. RefSeq lists its product as uncharacterized. Gene Ontology annotation, molecular function: nucleic acid binding; RNA-DNA hybrid ribonuclease activity. Bases 1 to 1113 code for a protein of 370 amino acids. The transcript has a single exon. NCBI's taxonomy places the organism in Eukaryota, Viridiplantae, Streptophyta, Magnoliopsida, Ranunculales, Papaveraceae. The record is from RefSeq and is a predicted model, not a curated record.
AUGAAGGUUGUAAAUCUACUGAAGGAUAGUUCUUGGAGUAUACCUACUGAGAUGCAAUUAUUCAUAAACACUGCAAAUCUACCUGAAAUCAGUGGUGGUGAAGACAAACUAAUUUGGAUUGGGCAUAAAAGUGGAAAAUUUGAAAAUUCUGCAGCAUUUGAAAAAGUAAGGGACAAAGAACCAACUCUUGUAUGGCCAACUUAUAUUUGGAAGCCAUUUCUGCAUCCCAACAUUGCUAGCAACAUCUGGAAGUUACAGCAGGGUGUGUAUAUGGAUGAUAAUGAAAUGAAAAAUAUUGGAUAUGAUAUGGUUUCUAGAUGCUGCAUUUGUCAAGAAGAGCAAGACAACAUGGAUCAUACAUUGUGGCAUUGCAGGUUUAGUUUGGGAAUAUGGUCUUGGUUGUGUUCAAUUUUUGGUUUUAGAAAACCAACUUCUUUUGAAGAUAUUUGUUCAACUGCAAAAAGAAAAAGUCACAUUGUAAGAGAAAUAUGGUUAACAGCUGCAUGUGCAACCAUGAGGGAGAUCUGGUUUCAAAGAAAUAAAAUCUUAUUUGAAGAAAUGAAGCCUUACAGCAACAGUUUCAAAUGCAGAAUUUACAAACUCAUACAGGAAGGGAGCCAUAGAAUGAAAGGUAAUAAAUUGAGCCAAAACUAUGACACUCAAAUACUAUCUUUUUUCAAAAUUGGUGACAGAAGCAUCAAGUUCAACUGCAUCAAAGAAAAUUACUGGGCUGCUCCUGCAGAUGGUGUUACUCUUUUUUGCUGUGCUGGUAAAUCUUUUGGAGAACCAGGGAAUGCAGGCUUGGGUGUGAUUGCAAGGGAUUGCAACAAUCAGGUAAUUGGCACUCUUACAGGUGGAAUUGGUGUUGCUUCAUCUUCCAUUGCAGCGGAAUAUGCAAUACUUUGUGCACUUGAAUGGGCUGUUUUUCUUGAAUGCACUAAUAUAAUUAUUCAGUCAGAUUCAACUACUGAGAUUGAAUGCUUCAAAAGCACUGAACUACCUUGGUAUAUAUGGGAAAGAUGGAAGAAAGCAAGCAUGAAAUUAGCAGCAGUUACAUUUUCUGAAUGCCCCAAAGAGAUAAAUUUCACAGCAAACAAUUUAGCACAAAGAUGA